GCCAGACCAGCCUGCGCGAGGAAGUUGGGAGCAAACCCCGCGCAUGCGCCGUGCUCCCCUCCCACCCUGGCUUGGAACGUUCCACGCAUGCCCCUAAAUAGCCGACUCGCAGCUUUCUAGUUCCCGCCCAGCAGGCUCCGCCCCUUGACUGUCAAAGCGGCCGCGGGGCAUUGUGGGAGCGGCUGAGGCGGUAAAAUGGCGGAUCUGGCAAACGAAGAAAAACCUGCUAUAGCACCUCCUGUGUUUGUGUUUCAAAAGGAUAAGGGUCCUAAGAGAUCUGCUGAUGGUUCCAGUCCAGAGCAAGGUGAAGAUUCUGACAGAGAAGAUGGAAGCUACUGCCCCCCAGUCAAACGAGAACGUACCUCAUCCUUUUCACAGUUCCCGCCUUCUCAGUCUGUAACGAAGAACAAUGUAUUUAUGCCAUCCAGUUUUUGCCAGCCUUCUACUGGUAAUUCUGAUUCAGAGCCAGAGGAAAAAUGUGGUGGAUUCAGACUAAAACCCCCAACUCUAAUUCAUGGCCAGGCCCCCAGUGCAGGACUCCCAAGUCAGAAACCGAAAGAGCUGCAACGUAGUGUUUUGCGUCCAGCAGUAUUACAACCUCCACAGCCCAAGAAUUUUUCAACAUCUUGUUUUAGCAGUGGAACUAAUGGCAUCAGUGUGUCCUCCGAAGUAUGUGGCUCCUCCUUGGGUGAUGCAAUUUGCAGUCAAGCUUCAUGUGAUAUUGUAGCGGAUGCUGAGAAAGGUACCAACAAUCAAACAGAGUCCUGCAGUGUUAAAGAUGGCAGUGAGGGCUCUGAGAAGGGCGACCAGAAUUCACAGCAGUCUUUUGUGUUUGGUCAGAACCUGCGGGACAGGGUGAAAUUGGGAGGGGAGGGCAAAAGUUCAGUUGAUGGGGAGAACACAGGACCACAAAAUGCAGAUGCUCCAGCACAGACAAACUACUUCCUCCAGUACAUCAGUUCAAGCCUAGAAAAUUCUGCACAAAAGGCUGAGGCAGCAAGCAACAAGUUUGUUUUUGGACAGAAUAUGAUAGAGAGAGUUUUGAGUCCACCCAAGGCCGAAGCCAAUUCAGACAGCAACAAGGAAAAUGCAAUUUUGGAAUCUGGAUCCGAUAAUUCUUCACUGGAAAAUACUCCAGAAAAAUCUAAUAACAUUUCUGAAUCACUGGCGGAAUCUGCAGCUGCUUAUACGAAGGCCACAGCAAAGAGAUGCUUACUUGAGAAAGUGGAGGUGAUAACUGGGGAAGAGUCGGAGAGUAAUGUAUUGCAGAUCCAGUGCAAGCUGUUCGUAUUUGAUAAAGUGUCUCAAUCCUGGGUAGAAAGAGGUCGAGGUCUGCUGCGUCUUAAUGACAUGGCCUCCACUGAGGAUGGCACAUUACAGUCCAGGCUUGUAAUGCGCACCCAAGGUAGUCUGCGGCUUAUCCUCAACACCAAACUAUGGGCCCAGAUGCAGAUCGACAAAGCAAGUGAAAAGAGCAUCCGGAUAACUGCAAUGGAUACAGAGGACCAAGGGGUCAAAGUCUUUUUAAUUUCGGCCAGUUCUAAAGAUACAGGGCAGCUUUUCGCUGCAUUGCAUCACCGCAUUCUUGCUCUUAGGAGUCGUGCAGAGCAGGAACUGGAGAUUAAGUGCCCUGACCCAGUGGGGGAGGUCACUCAGUCCAAUGAGGAGGACAGUGAUGAUGAUGUUCUUACGCCAACAGGAACAGCUGCUGGAGUACCCAGUGACGAAGGAGACAAGCCACCUGCUUCCAGUACAUAGCAGCCAACUACAUUGAAACUACUCCCACUUUACUGGGCAACAGUCCACGGCUCCUUGUUGCUUUUAUGCCUUCUGGAGCAUUGAAGAUCAACUCCUAAUAUUGAGGCAGGGUUGCGGACAGACUUUUCACCUAAUGCCAGGAACUGUUUAAUCUUUUUGUUCAUGUUAAAACAGAAAAAAAAUACUUUUGGGCUCCCUUCAAAUUUAAUAUUUUUUUGUAUUUUUUUUUAAUUUUUUCCAUAUUUUUUUUGGAGGGUCAUCCGGUCUUAAUCAAACAGCGUUAUUGAACACCAAAUGGGAUGUCAGAGAAUAUAAAAUGCUCAUCAUAUUGAUGAGGCAACAGAAAAGAAAAUUAUAUAUUUUCCACACCCCUCCUCCCCCCAUUUUUAGUGAGAGCAGUGCAAUCUGGAGUCGUCUAUCAACAAUGUUCUUUUUAUAAGUUGAGUUGUUACUUUGCUUGACAGCCCACAAAAAAAAAAGUUUGUACAUAUUACUCUCUGCCAUUUAGUUGCUUUUAUUUUUGGAUUCCAAUAUCGUGCCCGAGCUACAGUCAUCGAAACACUUACAGUACUUUUCCCUUCUUUCCUGUUUUUUUUUUUUUUUUUUUUAACCCCCCCAAAAAAUAAUCUGCAGGUGGUUUGGUGGUUGCCACUUUUGCAUUGAAGUUAAUUUUCCAGAAACAACUUUUUUUUUUUGCGGUGCUCUAGAAAUAGGAGCCUUCUCCCUUUCAAAGACUGAGACCAAUUGGUCAUAAACUGAAUAUUCCUACUUCCAGUGCUCCCCACUUUUUUUCCCCCUCCCCUGUCUAUCAUUGUAAUGUUGUGUUUAAAAUUAUAUAUUUUUUUUUUCUUAUGUUUGGCAUAAUAUGCGUUUGUGUGCUGACAAAUGUGAUUUAUUUUUUGUUUUUUGUAUCCAUAUUUAAGGGAAAAUGUUAAGGAAAUCUGUAUCAUUGUUUUCUUUAGUAUUUUCUACUUUCAUUUUCUUCUAACAUGAUUACUGUGCUGCCCUUAAUGCUCUCAGCCCAGAGAAUAAAGCUGUGGCUUUUUUUUUUUUUUUUUUUAAAGGAGUAGUAAUGGUGAUAUCUUUGUAUAGAUUCUAUAAAGCAUGCACAUUCAGCUUUUCUAAUGGUAUUUGUGGUUGCAGCAUAGUACAUUGGCUUUCUAUUAAUAUUUCAGUCAGGUUUUACUCCAGGUUACAGUCUCUAAAUCAGUCUGGGGUUAGGAAGUACCAAACCUCCAGCUGUAAGACUAACUCCUAUUUAACUUCGUGACAUCUAAAACAUUGCAACUCUUGCCAAUGACCAUCUUUUUUUUUUUUCUGUGUCAUGGUGGAUCUGGUAACCCCAUAUGGAAGUCCUUGAAAGUAAUUCUGGGUGCUAUCCUUCAUUGGCAAACAUUUGUUAAGAAUUGUAGAACUGUAUUUUAGUAUCAAAUAUAUUGGAUACAUUUUAGAAAACUCAAGGAUAUACAGUUUUUUUUUUUUUUUGUUUUUUUUUGUGGUUUUAUGCUCACCAAGCUCUAGGUUUUUACAUUAGAACAGCUGGAGGUGUGGAUUUUGACUACUUUUCUAACGCACAGGUUGCAGUGUUCUGUUAUAAUAUAUGGGCAGCCUUUCCAAGUCUGUGGUAUGGCUGCCUGACUCUUCAGAGUUUUACAGAUGACACUUUAAAGUGUGUGCUUUCAUGUAAAACACUUUUUGUUGCCAUUACUGCUUUUUUAAAUUUGAUACAGUAUCUGUUUUGUUUGCUAAAAGCAAAUGUGUAUACAAGCAUGCUCUACACUACUAACUGCAGCCCCUGCUGCUUCUGUAGUUGAACCGUUUACAGUACAUUGAUGCAGGGAUUGGGAUCAGUUAACUUUAGAAUUACUCAUAUUCAUAAAUAAUGUGUGUGGAGUUUAAAAUAAUAAAAAAAAAAAAAUGCCCCACACACUGCUGCUUGAAACCUGAUCCCAGUUUAUCACCUCUAAGAGAGUUCUUGCAGAAUUUGUCCUCUUGAAAACCUCAAAUUAAAACAAUGCAUUUCUCCAUUACUCAAUCAUUGCCUCCUCUGUGGAACAUCCUGGAUAUGGAUCCUCCUGGUAUGGCAAGCAGAAGACUGCCAUCUGACAAAGCAGCCUGUUAAUACAUAUUAACCAUUGUGUAAUUCUUUAAGAGUUGAAACUUUGGACUCUGAAUCCAUGCUAGUUUAUUUUUGAAGGGUCAUCCAGGUCAUUCAUUAAAUUCUAAUUCCAUAAUUGAUGGAUGUUUGGAUGAUUUACCCCAAACU
Molecule: messenger RNA, 4024 nt
Organism: Pelobates fuscus (common spadefoot toad)
Lineage: Eukaryota; Metazoa; Chordata; Amphibia; Anura; Pelobatidae
Gene: RANBP3
Product: RAN binding protein 3
Exons: 17
Coding region: 196-1758 (520 amino acids)
Biological process (GO): protein export from nucleus
Cellular component (GO): nuclear pore; cytoplasm
Molecular function (GO): GTPase activator activity
Source: RefSeq, a predicted model, not a curated record